Molecule: messenger RNA, 2355 nt
Organism: Tachysurus fulvidraco (yellow catfish)
Lineage: Eukaryota; Metazoa; Chordata; Actinopteri; Siluriformes; Bagridae
Gene: sec14l7
Product: SEC14-like lipid binding 7
Exons: 12
Coding region: 106-1302 (398 amino acids)
Cellular component (GO): cytoplasm
Source: RefSeq, a predicted model, not a curated record
GCAAUUCUUACCUACACUGUAUAAAUACAACAGGUAGAGGGAUAUAAGCACAGCAAUUAAAGAGCAAUUCAUGCUAGUUGCAGGUUUUUUAAUUACGCAUAGCAAAUGAGUGGCCGUGUUGGAGAUCUCAGUCCUAACCAGGCUGCGGCUCUGGAACAGCUGCGUGGAAGAAUUGAGGAUGUAUAUGCCCAGCUGCCUAAUCAAAGUGACCAUUACCUGCUUCGCUGGCUUCGAGCCAGAAGCUUCAAUAUCCUGAAGGCUGAAGCAAUGCUUAGAAAGCAUUUGGAAUUUCGCAAGCGUUUGAAAGUAGAUUCAAUCCUAUACGACUGGAAGCCACCAGAGGUAAUCGAGAACUAUGUCUCUGGUGGAAUGUGCGGUUAUGAUCGAGAGGGAAGUCCGGUCUGGUAUGACAUUAUUGGCCCCCUUGAUCCAAAGGGCCUUCUUAUGUCUGCCUCCAAACAAGACUACAUCAAGACCAAAAUUAGAGACUGUGAGCUUCUACGGAGAGAGUGUAUGAACCAGUCUGAGAGGCUUGGGAAAGCAGUGGAGUCCAUCACUCUUAUAUAUGAUUGUGAAGAUCUUGGCCUUAAACAUAUCUGGAAACCUGCAGUUGAAGCCUAUGGAGAGAUUCUGACUAUGUUUGAGGAAAAUUAUCCCGAGGGUCUAAAGAGAAUUCUUCUAAUCAAAGCUCCUAAACUCUUUCCUAUUGCCUACAACUUGAUCAAGCCAUUCAUGUGCGAAGAGACUCGCCGAAAGAUCGUCAUCGUCGGCUCCAACUGGAAAGAAGUGCUGCAGAAAUAUGUAGCACCAGAUCAACUGCCUGUGAUCUAUGGAGGCACAAUGACAGAUCCAAAUGGAAACCCUUACUGUAAAACUAUGAUUAAGUAUGGUGGUGUAGUGCCAAAGUCCUACUACAUAAAAGAUUCUGUUGAUGUACAGUAUGAAAAGUGCAUCACCAUCAGCCGUGGUUCUGACCACCAUCUGGAGUGUGAAGCCCUUGUCCCUAACUGCUUAUUAAGAUGGCAGUUUGCUAGUGAUGGUAGUGAUAUUGGUUUUGGCAUCUACAUGAAGACCAAAACAGGAGUGAAACAGAAAAUAACAGAAAUGCAGGAAGUGUUGCCAACUACACGUUAUAACGCACAUCUAGUGCCCGAGGAUGGGUCCUACACGUGUGAAGAACCAGGCAUCUAUGUGCUACGAUUUGAUAACACUUACAGUCUUCUUCAGUCAAAGAAGAUAAGUUUCACAGUGGAUGUUGUUCUCCCUGAAAUGCACACUCAGAACAUGGAAGAACAGCCAUGACUUGAGAGUACUUCACGUAGCCAAUACAAAACAAAGUCACUUUCUUGUAAUGAUAUCAUGUUAGAGUCAAUCAUAACAAUUGCAAAAUACACUGAAUGCCAGUGUGAGAGGAUAGAUUUUGGAUCCACUGGGACCGUAACCAGUUACCAAAGAUAAAUGAACAGAUAUACAGAACAUGUAAACACCUUGGGCUGUAUUCAGAGUUGGCGAUUAAAGCAAAAUAAGAGUCUAUUAGUAUUUACACCGGGAAAGGCUGUCAGAUUUUUCCUGAAUCUGAAUUGGUGGGAUUGGAGAUGGCUUUUAAUAGUGUCUAGAAAUUUGCAUUUUGACUUGUUGAAAUGAUGUCAGUGUUUUUCUUAAUUCAGUGUGCUCUUCUGGAAAAAGAGUAUGACCAUGGCCUGAAGAAGCUGACUUAGUAGGUCAUAUGCGACGAUUAUAGAUCACUUUAUAAAAGCACUGGUGAUAAUUUGAACCAUUAAAUAACCAUGGCCCUUGAGAAAAGCAAUGUCUAAAAUCAAGAAGCUAGACACGCGGACAAAAUUGUUGGUAGCAUUCCAUUAAAGAAAAACCCACAAUGGUCACUAAAAUAACUUGAAACUGAGAAAAGUACCAAUAAAAAUUUUUUUACCAAUUAGCAAGCAAAUAGGCAAUUUUCAGUAAAUUUUCAUUUAUCAUUACUUUUGUCAGUUUUGAGUUAUUUCAGUGACCAUUCAGUGUUUUUAUUUCUUUAAUGAAAGGGUGCCAACAAUCCUUUCCACAUGUGUAUGUCCUCAAUGAGAAAAUUUUUCAUGGGGUUGAUAUUCUAAAGUGAUUAAACUCUAAACUAUUUCAUUACUCGCCAACAGCCAACUAAAAUGGCAGAUUUAUGUAUUCAACAUUGGCCUCAAUUUGCAUUCCAUGUUUUGAGUGUAUUUACGCUUCAAAACCAGCAAACUUUUUUGGUGCUAAAUAUGAGCUAAAACUCAUAUUAAGUGAUACAUGAACUCCACCCUGUGUGUGUUACUCUCACAUAUCUUUGUUGUGUAUUUUGGUAUUAAAUACUGAACUACCUGA